This is a messenger RNA of Seminavis robusta, 1152 nucleotides long. The record is from the annotation of a GenBank genome assembly. Lineage: Eukaryota; Bacillariophyta; Bacillariophyceae; Naviculales; Naviculaceae.
AUGAAGCGUCGCACCAUGGUCAGCACCCAGGAGACGGCCUCUGUGUCGCCUCCUCCAUCGAUAAAGAAGAAACCAGCGAAGGUUUUUGUGGCAAAGUCUGACUUUCAACAAGCUCUGCAAGCCAUUGACAAUGUGAUGGACUCAGAGAAGCAUGGUGUCCUACCAAAAGCAGGCAAUACGGUUGAACAAGAGCAAAGUGCAUUCGCUGAAACAGAUGCAUCAACUGAAACAGACACAGCAAAUGUCAAGGACUCCGAAGAUCGGGAAGAUAAUGUCACUGCACGAACCGACCAGGACGAAGAGCGAGAUCAGGGACAAGCACAAGAUGAAAACAACAACAACAAUCCCACAGUGGCGUUUCUGACGGAUGUUCAAAACUCCCUCAAACAGCGAUUGAUACAAGUUGUCAACCCUAUUCCCGAUGAAGAUUACCAUGAAAAAGCACGCGGACCCUUUAUCCAACUGAAAAUCAAUGCCGAGAACGAAGCAGAGCAACGCCAAAUUGCUAGAGAAAAGGUUAUGAUUGCAGCUCAAGACGAAGCGCAACGCAAAGAAGAACAACGACGCGCCAAAUACAUCAACAAUGAUUAUGAUGAUCACGAAUUGUUGGAUCGAGACGCUCUCAAACGAGCCCGUGAGCUACGAGAACAAGUGCGAACCAUGGCAGAACAACGACAGCAACAACAAGCACAGAUUCUACUGCGAGCGAUAGAGCUCGCUCAUCGCCAAGUUCGAUUGAUUGCCGGCGAUAUCUUGGUGGAAGAGCAGCAGGAAAGUGCCAGUGGUAAUGAGAAAGACGACAACCAGCAGGCCAAAAGAGAGGCUGAUAAUGAAGCGCGACGCAAAAUCUUGCGCCAAAUGGAAUCCUCGCUGCUUGCAUUGUCCGAGUCGUUUGCCGAGACUGUAGAUCGCUCGUUGCCUAAGAAUCUCAAAGAUCUCAGGGACACCAUUGUCACCAUUGAUAAAUCGCUGCAAAAGAAACGUCAGCCCCAGAGUCAAUCGCAAACGGAGCUGGCCAUUGUAUCCAGGGACAACGAGGGAAUGCAGGAUGGCGAGGAAGCGGACCUGCCAGUUAUUGUGGAGCACAACCAAGCAUCAAUUGAUGGUUACACCCCAGAAUCCAUGUUGGCUGUGUUCUUGAGCAAGUACUAG